GCUGUCUCCACAUCCACAGAUGCCUCGUGCCUGGAUGCCUCACCUGCACCUUACCUCACAUGACCCCUGUGCCCACCAUCCUCCAGCCUUGCCACCUCAGGGCCUUUGCACCUGCAGCACCUCUGCUCCCUGCCCUCCUUGCCUCCUUCCUGGCAAGGCUUCCCUGACUCCCCAAGCAGCACCUCCAUCUCCUCCCUGGACUUAUUUGCCAUCACAGAGAAAGUCAAGUGCGUCACCAUAGGACACACCCAUUUAUUCGUCUCAUCUGCGCCUGUCCCUCCAUUAGACUGUGCACUCCACGUGGGAAGGAACGUGGCCUGCCCUGUUCACUCUGCAAAUGUUCGCUGAACGGAGGGGUGAAUGUUGACGUGUGAGUGGGGCCUCGGUGGCAGAAGAGGGAGGAAGGGCACUUUAGGAACCGUAGUUGUGUGAGGGAUGAAGGUUUGUUCUACAAGCCAGUGUGGCUGCAGGAGACGAGGAAGUUCCUCCCAGGACACUUCAGGAGGCGUUUGUCCUACAAUCUCUAAUUCAAGGCAGCUUUUUUGUAUUUCUUAGAGAACAGCUUUGGAAAGGCACGGAAAUGGCGAAAUCUGCUUAACGCUUUUCUUCAAACAAAGAGAGAAGCAAAAAAUUCCAUUGCUCAGACAAUUUCUGCUAGUUUCACUUAUUGCUUUAAAAGACAAGUCAACAAAGAGAUUUGGGAGGUUUUUCAAUCUGUUUAAAAUCCGUUCUUGACUUCAUAGUUUGUGAAAAUUAAUUCUAAUCCUUCUUGCUUGGUUGAAAAGCUAAGACAACAGAGCAUCCCAUGAUGGGAAACUGAAGCCUUUCCUCAAGCUUGAUGUGGGCUUGUGGUCUGAGGGGCCAGCUUUGCAGAAUGCUUUGGUUGAGCCAUUUAACGGCUCCUGUGAGCACAAAGACUGACGCUGUAAUUGUGGGGCGCCAGUGCCUCUGGGCGAAGUGCACUCCCGUCCUUUCCCUCUGCUUGGUGAGCGGAAAGAAAGGGCACAGUGGACCCAGUGCUGCCCACAGGAACCUGCGGGUCAGAAUCCUAAGCAGUUCAAGGGCCAGGCCAGCCAUGUUGAGCGCACACGUGUGUGUGACCUUGUGAGGGAGGUCUUCCUCAUGUGACCACAGGGGUGGAAAAGGGCUGCCGGGAAGGAUGGAGAAUAAGGCUUUGGAUAAAAAUGUGUUUGUUUCCAAACGGGCCCUCGGCCCUCUGGCAAGCCAGGAUCCGUGCUUGGUGUGGUUCUGCACUUGGGUACCCGUCUUCUUCCGAGAUGCCCACCGCGGUGCCCACAGCCUGUCUGCCCCCUGUGGACCUGAGGAGCCCCUCUGCUCCCGGCGGGGUUGGCACAGGACGGAGCGGAGCUCCGGGCCAGCAGUUACACAACCGCCGAGAGCCUUCCAGGAUCCUGCACUUCAAGUCCUCAUUGGAAUUCAGAAAGCGGUCCUCCUUCCCUGGCUUACGUGCAGUUCUGCUGGGCUUUUGUUCCCUGUGUGAAUAGUUCUUGCUGGACGCCCAAGGCAGGGUGACUCGGCAACGGGAGCCCCUCACGCAGAGGCCGGCGCUCCCCACGCCAGAACCGCCGCGGAGGUGCGUGGCGGCGCGGGGAGCGCAGCGCCGUGGCCGCUGACAUCGGCGUUUGCCCCCGGCAGGCAGGCGGGCAGGCGGGCAGGCGGGCAGGCGGCGCCAUGGCCCGGGAGGAGCAGUGCCGCGUGGAGCUGGCCUGCGACCGCACGCCGCCCCUGCAGCGCGCCGGGCGGCCGGACGCCAAGCCCGGGGACCUCCCGCUGUCAUCGAGGCUGCCCCCGUGCCUCAGCCACAAGACGUGGGUCUUCUCCAUGCUGACGGGGAGCUGCCUGCUUGUGACCUCGGGGUUUUCCCUCUACCUGGGAAAUGUGUUUCCUUCGGAAAUGGAUUACCUACGCUGUGCUGCAGGUUCAUGCGUUCCCUCAGCCAUCGUGAGCUUCACCAUCUCGAGGAAAAAUGUCAGUGCGAUUCCCAACUUCCAGAUACUGUUUGUCUCCACGUUUGCUGUCACCACGACGUGUUUGAUUUGGUUUGGAUGCAAACUUGUCCUGAACCCAUCAGCGGUAGAUAUCAAUUUCAAUCUGAUUCUGCUGCUUCUGCUGGAGCUUUUCAUGGCGGCCACGGUGAUCAUCUCUGCGCGGUCCAGUGAGGGGCACUGCAAGCAGAAGGGUUGUGUCCCCGAGAGCACCAACAUUCUGUACGAAGUGCCGUUUCCUUCUCGGGUCCUGAAAUCCUAUUCCGUCAUCGAGGUGAUCGCUGGCGUCUCUGCCGUCCUCGGAGGGGUCAUCGCCCUGAACGUGGAUGACGCCGUCUCUGGCCCGCACCUUUCAGUGACGUUCUUUUGGAUCUUGGUGGCCUGUUUUCCAAGUGCCAUUGCCAGUCACGUGACAGCAGAGUGUCCCAGCAGGUCUCUGGUGGAGGUGCUGAUCGCCACCUGCAGCCUCGCGGCCCCGCUGCUCUUCACGGCCUCGGGGUACCUGUCCUUCAGCGUGAUGAGGAUCAUGGACGUCUUUAAAGACUACCCGCCAGCCUUCAAGCCAUCCCACGACGCGCUCCUGCUGCUGCUCAUGCUGGAGCUGCUGCUGCAGGCGGGCCUCAACACCGCCACGGUCGUCCAGUGCGUGCGCGUCAAGGUGGGUGCGGCCUGGGACGCCGCGCAGCCUGGCCCGCAGGAGCGCCCGGCGGGCGAGCCACAGGUGGCCAGAAGCCCCCUGAAGGAGUUUGACAAGGAGAAAGCGUGGAGAGCCGUCGUGGUGCAGAUGGCCCAGUGACCGCGGACCCAGCGUGUAACGCACAGGCGCUAGCUGUCCUCCAGCGCCAUCUUCCAACGCGCCCCUCCCUUUCCGCAGGGCGGGCCGGGCCGCGAGGCGGUUUCAUUACUUACCUACCCUAGUUUAAUUUUGAAAUAGGCGAACGUUGACUAUUUUGUGCUCAUGGAGGGGGCGGGCAUCAGUUCAGUGCUCCCAAGGUGGCCCAACCACAAGGAGCAGUGGCACGGCCCCCAGGUGAGGGGGGGUGUCCACGCUGGAGCUGGACCCUCCAGGCGCUGAUAUGUGGGCGACCACGAGCCCCCGGGUUCCCGGUCCACCCAGUGGCCGGCUGCCAGGGUCUGCUCUUCUGCAUGUCUCCCAGCCUCUCUGCCCUGCUUUUGAGCACCUGCUGUCUGCAGCCAGUGCACACCUGUGCUCAGCCCUGAGUGGAUCUCACCCUUUUCGGCUCUUCUCUUCUUGGGGACUCAGCCCGCCAAGCAUCGAUUCCUUGACAAGAGGGCAGAACGGCUUCGGUCCUGUCUUGAGAGCCGGGAGGAGCUACUUGCCCCAGAGCCGGACGCACAGGGCGGCCCCCACACCCAACUAGCAGCUUUCCCCACAUGAAACCCACAUGCCUGCAUUUCUGCCCUCUCUUUAUACUUAAACUGAGUCUUUCCAGAAGGGCUCCCAUUCAGUGGCUCUGGUCCAUGUCCCGGAGUCCUGCACGGCCAGUAGAGACCCAGCUCAGCAGCAGUCAGCCUGAACCCGUCCUGAGCCCUCUGUCAACAACACAGGGGUCCGUCGACCCUGUCCACUGUGGCAGCUCAGUGUUCUCUGGGGUGGGGCCGUUGUCCAAGGCUCUGAAAACUGACAGUCACUCUCUGCGUCUCCAUGGCCUCCGCGUCCCAGGCGCGCCAGGCAGACAAAAUGCCUUGGUCAGGCCCCCGAACAAGCCCGGGGGCAGCGAAGUGGUUCCCACCUGCACACGUGCAGACCCCACCCAGCCGCAGCCCACGGGGCUGCCUCCCCUUCCUGCAGCUCCCCUGCCUGGACAGGAGCCCCAGGGACAGCGCAGGUGACACGGAUGUCUCCUGGGGUCCAGAAAGGCUCAGUCUUAGAGCUGGAAUGAGGUGCCCGGGGGCUUAACACGGGCCCCUGCACUUCCUUAUUUCAGAGAGAGCUUGAAAAAUCCACACAACUGGGGUUUUAGAAGCGUGUUCUCCUGUCGCUGUCAGUGUACGUUUCUGUGUGAUGUAGUUUAAUACUG
Messenger RNA from Hippopotamus amphibius kiboko, 4048 nucleotides. It is a transcript of the gene MLC1, whose product is annotated as modulator of VRAC current 1. Bases 1693 to 2802 code for a protein of 369 amino acids. Gene Ontology annotation, biological process: regulation of response to osmotic stress. NCBI's taxonomy places the organism in Eukaryota, Metazoa, Chordata, Mammalia, Artiodactyla, Hippopotamidae. Gene Ontology annotation, cellular component: endoplasmic reticulum; plasma membrane; cytoplasmic vesicle. The record is from RefSeq and is a predicted model, not a curated record. The transcript is spliced from 12 exons.